Messenger RNA from Mesorhabditis spiculigera, 762 nucleotides. The record is from the annotation of a GenBank genome assembly. NCBI's taxonomy places the organism in Eukaryota, Metazoa, Nematoda, Chromadorea, Rhabditida, Rhabditidae.
AUGCAUUGGAAAUUGUUGUUCGUAUUUUUCCUGGCCGUCGCCUUGCUGUCCGACGUGGACGCGGCGUCGCGAGAUCGCAAAAAGAAGAAGAACAGGAAUGAUGACGACGCCGAGGAGACUACGGGCGGCUCGACGAUGGAGGAAGGUGGCAGCAGUAAGAAGGAUGACAAGGACGGCGAAGGGCGCGAAAGAGAGCGUGGAGAGAAGGAAAAGGCCGAGAAGAAAUCUUCUGAGAGCAGCUCUGAGGAGGAGGACGAAGAUAAGAAGAAUGGAACUGAGAUCGAGGUGCCGAAGGCAAAAGCUCUACACGAUGCGGUGAAGACAGCAAACUAUAAUUUUGCGAGCCCGUUUUUGAUGAUAAUCAUGUCGUUUUCACGCUUUCUCCGCCACGUCAACCUCGAGAGCAUUUUGGACGGCGGGCGAGUGAAGAGGAACCAGGACGAUCACGUGAAGCCGCGGAAGGGGCUGGCCGCCAAUCCCGACAAUCACUUCAACCAACAGCAACGUGCCGAAAAUCCGCUCCCGAAAUCCCAGACUCACGCGCGUCAGGGCCACGCCGCCAACCCGGAAAAUCACAAGCCGCAGAAGCGUUCCGCCGAGUUCACCGAGUUGCCCCAGGCCGCGGUACUCACCCAGCAGGGCAUGGAAAAAAACCCAGAAAUUAACCCCGAGACCCCGCGUGCUCUCUCCCCGGCGAACCUCGAGCGCGUCCAUCAGGGCGUCAUGAACCGCCAUAUGCGAAUGGUGAGUGUUUUCAUGCCG